Sesamum indicum (sesame) is the source of this 1310-nucleotide messenger RNA. RefSeq names its product ATP-dependent Clp protease proteolytic subunit 3, chloroplastic. The record is from RefSeq and is a predicted model, not a curated record. Gene Ontology annotation, biological process: protein quality control for misfolded or incompletely synthesized proteins. Gene Ontology annotation, cellular component: endopeptidase Clp complex. NCBI's taxonomy places the organism in Eukaryota, Viridiplantae, Streptophyta, Magnoliopsida, Lamiales, Pedaliaceae. Gene Ontology annotation, molecular function: serine-type endopeptidase activity; ATP-dependent peptidase activity; ATPase binding.
GCAAAAAUCUAAAGACCACGUCGUAUAGACACUCCCAAUCUUGUUCCUCCAAGAACAAAGAGCGGAAGUUCAAGCAAAGAAAUCAACAGGGAGAUAUGGAGAGUGGCAUUGCAACGUUCACCGGAACCUUAUCUACCCCUCCAAGACCUGCCGCCGCCGCUUUCCUCCGCCAGAACGGCCCCAUUUUCAGCCAACGCCAUAAUAAUUUUCGCCAUUUUUUCCCAAUUACCACUACCAGUAGUAGUUGGGUUGGUCAAAAUGCUAGCUGCGGCAGAAGCAAAGGCAGCUUACGGGUGAAAUCGCUAAAUCAUAGUCUGUCGAGCAAGUGGGAGGUAUCGAACUAUGCAGCUCCUUCAUGGCUGCCGAGAUUCGAGGAGCUUGAUACCACCAACAUGCUUCUUCGCCAGAGAAUUAUCUUCUUGGGCAGUCAGAUUGAUGAUACGACAGCCGACUUCAUCAUAAGUCAGCUAUUGUUGCUUGAUUCUGAAGAUCAGAAAAAAGACAUCAAAUUGUUCAUUAAUUCACCUGGUGGCUCUGUAACUGCUGGAAUGGGUAUAUAUGAUGCCAUGAAAUUGUGCAAGGCUGAUGUGUCUACCAUCUGCAUGGGUCUUGCUGCUUCAAUGGGUGCAUUCCUCCUUGCCUCUGGUACUAAAGGAACGGUGAUGAUCCACCAGCCACUUGGAACAGCUGGUGGCAAAGCAACGGAGAUGAGCAUUCGCAUAAGAGAGAUGGCAUAUCACAAAGUUAAGCUGAACAAGAUAUUAUCAAGAGUCACAGGGAAGCCUGAACAGCAGAUUGAAUUGGAUACUGAUCGUGAUAAUUUUAUGAACGCUUGGGAGGCAAAGGAGUAUGGAUUGGUUGAUGCAGUCAUUGAUGAUGGCAAGCCUGGACUAGUUGCACCAAUUGCAGAUGCUUCACCUCCACCCAAAACCCGGGUGUGGGAUCUUUGGAAAAUAGAAGGCAGUAAAAAAGCCAAGAAGAAUUUACCGUCAGAAGAAAGGAUUUUACACAACGGAUAUGCAAGUGGGCAAGGUAAUGAUGAGGCACAAGGCACAGCGCAGAAUUAGUAAGCGGCACGCGUCAAUGUGGCACAGCGCCAUAUAUUUCUUGUAUGCAUGGUCGCAUCUAGACUUUUGGCAAUUUUUGGUGGUGUACCAGCAAACCAGGAGAUAGAAGAUCAAGUUAAAGGAAGAGGAUAGACAAAAUCUACCAUCUGAUAAAUAUGACAUUCAAGAAUUGUGUGUAUAUGUUGAACUCUCCCAUUGUGAAAAAGUAAGAGGAUAGAAAUGGAACCAUCUCUUAGAGCCAAA